This is a messenger RNA of Caenorhabditis angaria, 3119 nucleotides long. NCBI's taxonomy places the organism in Eukaryota, Metazoa, Nematoda, Chromadorea, Rhabditida, Rhabditidae. The record is from the annotation of a GenBank genome assembly.
AUGUCCACCUUCGAUCGCGGUGCCAAACCAGACAUCGGAACUUUCGUCGCGUUCGAUCACAUUCGUUUCAUCGUCGGCAAUGCCAAACAAGCUGCCUAUUGGUAUUGUGCAAAUUUCGGAUUUGAGCCAUUUGCCUAUAAGGGUUUGGAGACUGGAUCGAGAGUUAGUGCACAACAUGCGGUGAGACAGAAUAAGGUGAGAUUACUAUGACGUGGAUGUGGAUGUUCCUUGAAAACUUUGAAUUGAAUUUUUUCCGCCACGUGGGUUUUUUAUUCUAGCAAAUUUAUGAAAGCUUCUGAAAAAUUAUCAAAAUUUUGAAACAGUGAAUUUUUAUUUGAAAAAAAUUAUCAAAUUCGGGAAUUUUUUGAAAAAAAAAAAUCAUUUUUAAAAAAAUUUUGAAACAGUGGAAAAUUAUUCAUACAAAAUUUUCAAAAUUGUUUUUUUCUGAAAAAUCAAAGUCGAUUAAAAUAAUUGAAAAAUUGUGAAAAAUAAGAGGAAAAUUUGAAACAGUGAAAUUUUUCAGUGAGAAAUUUGUCAAAAAACGUUCCAGAAAAAUUUUUCAAUUUUGCCACGUGGAUUUUUUUUGAAAUUCAGAAAAUCUGAUCAAAAUUGAAACAGUGAAUUUUUCCACCAAAAAAGUUCCUCAAACCGAAAUUUUGCCACGUGGAAUCGUAAAAUUCGAAAAAAUUAAUUUUUUUUUCCUGAUUUAUUUCUAAUUUUGGAAUCUCAAUACAGUUCUUCUCAGAAUCCUCAAUUAAUCCUGAAAUUAACUUUGCCACGUGGAUUUUCAAAUCUCUGAAAAAAAUUUUUUGUAAAAAUUUUGAAGAUAAUAUAACUUAUCGAGCAAAUUUAUGAAAUUUUCUGCAAAAUUAUCAAAAGUUUGAAACGGUGAAUUUUUAUUUGCAAAAAAUUAUCAAAUUCUGGAUUUUUUUUUGAAAAAAAGUUUUCAUACAGUAAAUAAAAUUGAAAUUUUAAAAAAUCAUAUUAAAAAAAUUUUGAAACAAUGGAAAAUUAUUCAUACAAAAUUUUCAAAAUGUUUUUUUUUCUGAAAAAUCAAAGUCGAUUAAAAUAAUUGAAAAUUGUGAAAAAUAAGAGGAAAAAUUUAAACUUUUUUCAAAAAAAAAAUUAAUUUUGGAAAAAAAACGUUCCAGAAAAAAUUUUUCAAAUUCAAUUUUGCCACGUGGAUUUUUUUGAAAUUCAGAAAAUCUGAAACAGUUAAUUUUUUAACCGAAAUUUUGCCACGUGGAAUCGUAAAAUUCAAAAAAAAAUAACUUCCAGAAUUCAUUUUUGCCACGUGGAUUUUCAGAAUCCCAAAUUUCAGAUAAUCUUCGUGUUCGAAUCCGCACUUCUUCCCGACAACAACGAACUUGCUCCCCACUUAUCUCAACACGGCGAUGGAGUUCGAGAUGUUGUGUUCGAAGUCGAAGAUCUCGAUUCGAUCAUUGCUCAUGCUAAAAAAGCGGGAGCGAAAAUCAUCAAAGAUAUUACUGAGGAAUCGGAUGAAAGUGGGAGAGUUAGAUAUGCAACACUUCAAACUGUAAGUUUUAAAUAUUGGCGCCAAAAUUUUUAAAAAAUUCAAAUUUUAUUUUUAAAAUCUCGUAUAUUUUAAGCUCCUGAAGCGAAAAACCCGACUAUUUUCGCUCCAGGACCAAUUUAAAGGUACAGAUUGCGAAUUUAGACGUCCUGAAGCGAAAAAUCGCUUUUUUUUGGCGCCAAAUUUUGAAAAUUCAAAUUUUAAUUUCAGUACGGCGACACCUUGCACACACUUUUGGAGCGUAAAUCAUAUUCGGGCCUCUUCCUCCCUGGUUUCAAGGCGCAUCCGAUGCCCAAAACAUUUUUCCAAGGACUCCCACACGUCGGGCUGAAUUUCAUCGAUCAUUGUGUUGGAAAUCAGCCAGAUUUGGAGAUGACAUCAGCCGUGGAAUGGUACGAAAAUGUGUUGAAAUUCCAUCGAUUCUGGUCGGUGGAUGAUUCGAUGAUUCAUACCGAGUAUUCGGCGUUGCGAUCGAUUGUUGUCACCAAUUUUGAGGAGACUAUUAAGGUACGGUUUUGGGAAUUUGGGGAAAAACUACGAUGCUCCGCGUUUACACCAUCGAAAAUGAUGGAUUUUGAGCGAUUUUUCAUCAAAUUCCAAUGAUUGUAAUUGGUUUUAGCUUUAAAUUUUGAAAAAAUCCAGAAAAACAACGAUACUCCGCAAUAACACCUCAGAAACAUGUGGUUUUGACUUCAAAUCAAUAAAAUUCCGGAAAAACUACGAUGCUCCGCGUUUACACCAUCGAAAAUGAUGAAUUUUGAGCCAAAAUUUGAGUUGUGAAAUUUGAGUAGUGUUUUAAACGAUACUCCGCAAUUACAGUGAGUUUCAAGAGGUGUCAGCGCGGAGCAUCGUUUGAAAAAUGCAAUCUCUUAAGCCUAAGCCUAGUCUGGGCCAUUUUUCAUAAAAUUUUAAUGAGUGUAGAUGGCUUUGACUUCAAAUCGAUAAAAAUUCGAGAAAACUACGAUGCUCCGUGUUUACACCAUCGAAAAUGAUGAAUUUUGAGCCAAAAUUUGAGUUGUGAACGUGUUUUCAAACGAUACUCCGCAAUUACACCUUGAAUAGUGAGUUUCAGAGGUGUAAUUGCGGAGCAUCGUUUGAAAAAUCCCCUCAAAAAACAAAAAUUACCUUCCAGAUGCCAAUCAAUGAGCCAGCUUCAUCCAACAAAAAAGCAAUUUCACAAAUCCAAGAAUUCGUGGAUUAUUACGGUGGUUCUGGUGUCCAACACAUUGCCCUAAACACUUCCGACAUCCUAAAAGCCAUCGAAGCUCUUCGUGCUCGCGGCUGCGAAUUUCUCACAAUUCCCGACGCAUAUUACACAAAUCUUCGCGAACGUUUAGCCAAUUCACCCAUCAAAGUCGCUGAAAACUUGGAUCAUCUUCAAAAAUUGCACAUUUUGGUGGAUUUCGAUGAGAAUGGCUAUUUGUUGCAGAUUUUCAGCAAACCGUGUCAGGAUCGACCGACACUUUUCCUGGAAAUUAUUCAACGACAAAAUCAUCAAGGUUUUGGAGCCGGCAAUUUUAAGGCGCUUUUUGAGUCGAUUGAAUUGGAGCAAGAGAAACGUGGAAAUUUGUUUAGAAAAGAUUAA